AUGUCACAGACUCACACCGCCGCCUCCGUUACGCUUGAGGAGAAAGAAAAGGGCAAGGAAUGGAAGGUUAUUCAAAGUGAAGAUCAAGAAGUCAAUAUAGACGAGAGACCGGGCCGCUGGGACAAGAUUGGAUGGACUAUUGGACCGGUUGAUGUCAGGGGCUCAGUGGAGCCUGACAUUCGCAUAUUCAGAAUAACCCGUUUUCUUAUCGGUGGAGUCAACAUUGGAAGUUUUGAGGGAAACGUAAGGGCUGGAAUGAAGUUCAAUGUCGACUUGGCCUAUUUGAAAGGAACCAUCCACAUCCAUGACAAGGAAUACAAAGACUUGUGGUGUAACAUAGACCUCCAUUUUCGGUCUGGUGAACCAUACAAGAAUGACUUCUAUAUAGGCUAUGUUUAGAUAUCCAUCAUCGCUGCCGCAGAUAUCUUGGAGUCAUUAUGCAGAGAUGGUGAAUUGGUAAAUAAUGAAAGAUUGGCCGAAUAAUAUCACGUACAAGUCCCUCAAAAUAUUUCUCAGGCGGCAGCACAAUUAGAUACAUGCUUGCCCCUCAUGCUCUAUUCUUUUUUGUUUUGAAAAAGCCCACCUCCUGGGAGAACUCCACUCGUGCUGCCAUCACGAUAGACAUGAUAUCUCUCGCCCUGUUGAAGAUAAUCGGCUGCGUUGCCAUUUUUAGCCAUCACUGCCACGGUGUAAUGCUCAUUCGGAUCACUACAUUCUACACGUCAAUAUGGAAGUUCAUUGGAGGGCAUUUGGGCCUGAAGUCAAGGGGUUUCUUACUUGCUUCCUUCGGUAUGCCAAGGAAGGAA
Aspergillus wentii DTO 134E9 is the source of this 806-nucleotide messenger RNA. RefSeq lists its product as uncharacterized. The transcript has 3 exons. The record is from RefSeq and is a predicted model, not a curated record. Bases 1 to 399 code for a protein of 132 amino acids. NCBI's taxonomy places the organism in Eukaryota, Fungi, Ascomycota, Eurotiomycetes, Eurotiales, Aspergillaceae.